AUGCCUCGCGUUCGCUCUCCUGCCGGCCCCCCCAGGCCCUGGCCUUGUUGCAGGGCCUGCCGCGCGCCCCCCCGUCGCCCGCUGGCGACACUCACGCCCCCGGGCCGAGCCGCGGGGAACCGUGAAGCCGGACAGCCUUCGAACAGACGGCGGCCUCGACGGCCACUACAGCGCGACAGCGCGGCGUCACGGGACACCGCCUCCUGGCCGCUGGGAAGGGAGGGCAGGGCCGCCGGGGCGCCGCGCAGCGCCGCGCCGCCCCCUGGAGGCCGGAGGACGGAGCCACAGCCCGAGCAGGUCUCGACGGGCCAUAGCCCUGCCGGCGGGGAAGACAAGGUGCUGGCCCUGCAGCAACCCCCGCCCGCCGCCGUCCUCUCCGUGGGCCCGGACAGCCCGCCAGCCCCGCCCCGCCGCACCCCCGGGCCCCGCAGACCGCGCGCCUCACCCGCGGCGUCGCAGUGCGUGGGUCGGGGCAGCGACCAACGGUCGGCAGCUCCACCGUGCCCAUUCCCCGGGCCUGGCGAGCACGCCGGAAGCGCUCUCCCGCCAGGAAGGCCGCGUGGGUGCGCGAGGCAUCCAGCACAGGGCCUGGCACAGAAUAAAUGCUUUGGGGCGCCUGACACUGAUCACACUACCCCUGCCCUCCUGAGGCUCCACAUCUAUGUAUCCCAUGGAAACCAGAGUCACAAAUGGAGACAGAUUCAGAGACUCAGCCUGAAAGGAGACAGAAGAGGCCGAGAGCUACAGGUUGCAUGGCCCAGGAUGGCAAAGGUACAGAUAGAAAUGAGGACACACUGAGGCCUAGUGGGGAAUAUUGGGGAGCUGGGCCUGGAGCCAGCCAGGGGUGGCUGACCACAGCAGGCUUUGUGGGCUGAGCUUGCAGGACUGAGCAGUGACUCAUGGGGCCCAUCUCUGUGGCUUUCCUGGCAGCAGAAUCAACUCACAGCAGCCUUUUCCACUGAGAUCAUAAAAUGGGAAUGGGCCUCCCUCCCCGACCCUUCCCCAACUCUCCCUCAGCCUCCCAUUUCUUGCCAACAUGACUCAAUCAAAAAUAAAAUGGGCCGGGCACUGUGGCUUAUGCCACAAAAUCCCAGCACUUUGGGUGGCCAAGUCAGGCAGAUCACCUGAGGUCGGGAGUUCCAGACUAGCUUGGCCAACAUGGCAAAACCCCAUCUCUACUAAAAAUACAAAAACUAGCCAGAUGCGGUGGCGCAUGCCUGUAAUCCCAGCUACUUGAGAGGCUGAGGCAAGAGAAUCACAUGAACCUGGAAAGCAGGGGUUCCAGUGAGGCAAGAUCACACCACUGCACUCCAGCCUGGGUGACAAAGCGAGACUCUGUCUCAAAAAUAAAUAAAUAAAUAAAAAGGAGGGGAGGGCUCUGGGCCUCACUGGGUCUAGUGACAACAGACCCACAGUCAUUCACCUUGCACACCCCUCUUCAGUACUACCCCAAAUACUGAGGGCAACAAAUACCCCAGAACUUCCAGACCUCUCUUGCCUUUGGCCUAAAUAAACUCCAGACUCCUUGGUAUGACAGUCAAGGCCACUUAGAGGCAUCACAGCCUUCCCAUCUACCUCCCAGACUGGCCUGGAAAACAAAUCUGAUUACUAGUCUAGUCUCACACUGGCUCCUCUUCCUGAAGGCCCAUGCCCAUCUCCCCUAAUCAAAAUCCUUCCUCAUUUGAGGCCUGGGUGCAGCAUCUCCUUCACGAAGACUACCCCAGCCAAGUUCUCUCAGCUCAGGCCACCCUGCCCAGUCACAUGGCAAGGACCCAUGGAUGAGCGCUUGACGCACUUGCUCUCCUGCAUCCAAGUCACCUGCCUGCCUCCCUGUCAAACCCACGAUGUUCAUCUGCCCCCCCACUGCAACCUCCGUCUCCUGGGCUCAAGUGAUUCUCCUGCCUCAGCCUCCAGAGUAGCUGGGAUUACAGGCAUGCACCACCAUGCCCAGCUAGUUUUUGUAUUUUCAGUAGAGAUGGAGUUUCAGCAUGUUGGCCAGGCUGAUCUCAAACUCCUGACCUCAAGGGAUCCACCCGCCUUGGCCUACCAAAGUGCUGGGAUUACAACCAUGAGCCACCGCACCCGGCCCGACAAAUAAUGACAUUUAUGAUCCCUUACCUUGAGCCAGGCCCUGGGUAGAUUCUUCCCAUUAAAUUUUGUCAUUUAAUCCUAAUAGCAGCCUUAUGAAGUGAGUAUGAUUAUCUCAUUUGAGAGAUGAGGACAUUGAGGCUCAGAGAGAGCAUGUAACACACCCAGAAUGACACUUGUGAGUGACAGCUGGGGCUGUUGACUCUAAACUGUUGACUACGGCCGGACGCAGUGGCUCAUGCCUGUAAUCUCAGCACUUUGGGAGGCCGAGGCGGGUGGAUCACCUGAGGUCAGAAGUUCGAGACCAGCCUGGCCAACAUGGCAAAACCCUGUCUCUGCUAAAGAUACAAAAAAUUAGCCGGGCAUGGUGGUGGGCACCUGUAAUUCCAACUACUUGGGAGGCUGAAGCAGGAGAAUUGCUUGAACCUGGGAGGCAGACGUUAUGAGCCAAGAUCAUACCAUUGCACUCCAGCCUGAGUGACCUGACUGACAGAAUGAGACUGUCUCAAAAAAAGUAAAAAAUAAAAAUUAAAAAAAUAAACUGUUGACGACUAGUUAACUAUGAGGCCUUAUCACUGUGGCCUGUAAACAACCUAAGGGCAAAGCCCAAGUCACUCUUCCUUCUCAUCACACCUUCCCCGCGCAUAAGGCAGAAAAAGUAAAGGUAAGUUGGCUAAAAGUAUAACCUUCCAAGUGUGUCAAAAGUCCUUCAGAUCCAGACAGCCAGAAAGUAGGUUAGUUAUUACCUAGGGCUGAGGAGGGCCAGGGAUGAGGACUGACUGCUAAUGAGUACAGGGUUUUUUAGGGGAUGAUGAAAAUGUUCUAAACUUAGACUGUGGUAAGGGCUGCACAACCCUAUGGGUAUAUUCAAAACACUGAACUGU
Molecule: messenger RNA, 2972 nt
Organism: Gorilla gorilla gorilla (western lowland gorilla)
Lineage: Eukaryota; Metazoa; Chordata; Mammalia; Primates; Hominidae
Product: basic proline-rich protein-like
Exons: 2
Coding region: 1-798 (265 amino acids)
Source: RefSeq, a predicted model, not a curated record